AUGGAGGUGAUUGAGGAUCCUGAGGUCGACGCCGUCUGGAUUUGCUCCCCUUCUCAGUACCAUGCUGAACAAAUCAAGGCUGCCGCCGCCAACGGGAAACACGUUUUCUGUGAGAAACCUAUUGCCACCGAUUUGGGGGAGACUGUCGAGGCCAUCAAUGCCUGCAAUGAGGCUGGUGUCAAACUCAUGAUUGGUCUUCAGCGAAGAUUCGACCAGAAUUUCAAGCGUGUCCAGGAAGCUGUCCAGAAAAAGGAAGUUGGAGAACCCAUCAUGGUCAAGCUGUGCUCCCGUGAUCCUUCCCCCUCCGUUCAUACGUAA
Messenger RNA from Seminavis robusta, 318 nucleotides. NCBI's taxonomy places the organism in Eukaryota, Bacillariophyta, Bacillariophyceae, Naviculales, Naviculaceae. The record is from the annotation of a GenBank genome assembly.